AAGAGCUUGAUCUACAGGUUCAUCAUCAGGUAUUAACUUGGCAUGAGCAGGUGAAGCUGGUGACCGCAAGAUCACAAGCUAAACCGACUAGUCAGAGAAGGACUGGUAGUUUUCCCGCCAUCUUAAGCUAACCUGAACGCCAUCGCCGACCAUCUUGAGUUCGCGAUCAGUUUUCGCGGCGGAAGCAGCCGAUUCGUCUCUGCGUUUAGGGCCAUGGGACCUGGCGGACCUGGUGGCCCUGGUCCUGGGUUCGGACCAGGCGGUCCGGGGCCUGGGUUCGGUCCAGGCGGCCCUGGACCUGGGUUCGGCGGCGGACCUUGGGGCGCUGGCUUCGGACCGCCUGGACCUGGGUUUGGGCCUCCUGGGUUCGGACCAUGGGGAGGACCUCCGCCACCGGCUCCUUUCGGUCCGUGGGGAGGACCUCCGCCGCCCAUGUUGGGUAACUUCUGGCCUGGCGGCUUCGGUUACGGCUUCGGCUGCAGAUAAUGUGUUGUUGCUGGAUCUUCGAGGCCUGCUUUGGCGGGUGCUGUCCACCCUUUGGGCCGCCACCACCUCCACCCUUCUGAUCGGUUUUGAAUUUUAGUGGUACGCUCUUGGUUCUUGCUUGCAAUGAGAUGACGAUCUUGCUUGAUCCCCAACUGUUCGAUUCCAAUUAUUUGUCUUCUCCUUUGGUUUCUGGCUUUGCUGUACCAUAUGUAAUUUCUUGUUAAAUUUGACAGAAACAAUCAUCUGGAAUGUGUUAUGUUUAUCUGUAAACAAUAUCUGUCUGUCAUGAUGUACUCGAAACGACCAAAUUCAGAGAAAGAAUAAAUUAAAUGUUACAUAGUUUCAUUGUUA
Molecule: messenger RNA, 837 nt
Organism: Nymphaea colorata (pocket water lily)
Lineage: Eukaryota; Viridiplantae; Streptophyta; Magnoliopsida; Nymphaeales; Nymphaeaceae
Exons: 2
Coding region: 214-486 (90 amino acids)
Source: RefSeq, a predicted model, not a curated record